Messenger RNA from Cuscuta campestris, 1567 nucleotides. NCBI's taxonomy places the organism in Eukaryota, Viridiplantae, Streptophyta, Magnoliopsida, Solanales, Convolvulaceae. The record is from the annotation of a GenBank genome assembly.
UUGGAAGAGAAAAGAAAAAUAGAUGUAGGCAGAAUUGGCCCAAAGAAAGAAUAAAGAUGAAUAGGGUCCUUGUCUUCAGAUCAUCAUCACUAUCACCAAUAAAUAUGCUGAUGAUGAUAAUUGAGGUGAAACUGCCAGGUAUUUUUUGUCAUCGUGGAAUCGCCAGCGGUAACCCUUCUAGUAGACCUCUUCAUUACCAGUCAUUGCUUUACAUUCCUUUGGAUGAAUAUCCUCAUCACGCUGCAGCUAAUGCGUAUAUAAAGUCAAUGACUUUGAAGCUUAUGUGGGACAAGGCCUUCAAAUUGAUAGAGGAAUUUGACAAGGGGAGUUUCAUUUAUAAACCUGAUGCUGCAGAAUACAACAAGUGUGUUACAUACCUAUGCGUACAGUUUUGGUUGGAUGGGGCUUUCCAUUUGAUUCCAGUAAUGUUCAAUAAAGGCAUCACCCUAGAUGCCAUCACAUACAAAAUGGUGAUUCGUCAGUGUUGUAUGCUUAACCCUGUCAUGGACAAGGCCUUUAUUAAAGAAAGAUUCGACAAGGCCAAGUGGUUGUUUACUGAGAUGAUGUCGUCGUCGUCCAGAUACAAAAGUGUGACACUCGAUAAUAAUACGUUCCACAAAUUAGUUGAUUCCUUAUGUGAGUAUGGAUUUGUAGAGGAUGCCUUGCAUUUGGUUCAACUGAUAAUCAACGAGCAAGGUGAGGGAUCAAAAAUACUUGAUGCACACACUUGUAGAUGUUUGGUAGGUGAACUUUAUGGUCAAGGAAAUGCAAGGUUAGCUGCAGAUGCUCUAAAGGAUAUGGUAGCUCUUGGAUAUGUUGAGGCAGGGCCAACAGAUGGUGUUUUUAGAGUUUUAGAUGGUAGUUUGGUACCUAAUUCCCUAGUUCACAUUCUCGUGAAAUCUGAGCUCGAGGUACGCCAUAUGCGUGAAAGGAAUGCCGCUAAGUUUGGGCUGCCAGCAUCAGACUCAGGGGACGACGACUACAGAUUUUGGAGUGAUGGUGUUUCAUUGACAUGGUUUUAUAAAAAAGACGAGAAAGGAGAUACAAAUGACGAGAACACAGAUUGAAGGAGACAACAAUCUCGUUGAGGCCGCCGACAAUCUACUUGAGCAAGAACAGACUAACACUGUGACCACAUGAUGAAAAAACAGAGCAUUGGGGCAGGCAAAUCAGUGAUGAAUAAAAUUGAUGUUGGAAGAAAGGGGCUGGUUUAGAGAUGUGGGAGUAUUUCAACUUGUUACUGAAAGCUCAACACGAUAACGACACAAUGUCGGGGCUUAUUGAAAAUGGAUAUGAUGAAAGUUGCAAAAGAAGUUCAACCAGUGGAAAGAUUACACAUAUAGAAAGUUGCAUUGAGCAUGUGUGACUAGAUAGAAAUCGUUGGUGUCAAAGCAACUUUUGCCCGGCAUAUAAUUUCCAACGCAACACGAGAAUGGAAUAACUAGAAGCAAAACAGUCCCUUUGGUGAUAAAAUUUGAUAUGAUUGGCAAGUCUAUGGGUUUUGAGCAUGAAGGAAGAUGCUACAGGGCCGACGAUGUGGAUGUUGUUGCGUGCAAUGAUCUCCAUG